Messenger RNA from Hemiscyllium ocellatum (epaulette shark), 7958 nucleotides. RefSeq names its product exocyst complex component 6B. Lineage: Eukaryota; Metazoa; Chordata; Chondrichthyes; Orectolobiformes; Hemiscylliidae. Bases 4 to 2430 code for a protein of 808 amino acids. Gene Ontology annotation, biological process: Golgi to plasma membrane transport; intracellular protein transport; exocytosis. The transcript has 22 exons. Gene Ontology annotation, cellular component: membrane; exocyst. The record is from RefSeq and is a predicted model, not a curated record.
AAAAUGGCGGAGGCGGAAAGUUUGGAGACGGCGUCGGAGCACGAGCGGAUCCUGCGGGAGAUCGAGAGCACGGACUCGGCCUGUAUCGGGCCCACGCUGCGGUCAGUGUACGAUGGGGAGGAACACUGGCGCUUCAUGGAGAAGCUGGAGGCCCGGAUCAGGAACCAUGAUCGGGAGAUCGAGAAAAUGUGCAACUUCCAUUUCCAGGGAUUUGUAGACUCCAUCACAGAACUGCUAAAAGUGCGGGGAGAAGCACAGAAGUUGAAGAUUCAGGUGACAGACACCAAUAACAAGCUGCAAGAAUCAGGGAGAGAGCUACUCACUGAAAUGGAGGAACUGAGGAAGUGUCGCUCACAGCAAAGGAAUAUAGCAGCUACAGUGGACCAGCUGACGCUCUGUCUACCAGUACUGGAGAUGUACAGCAAAUUACGGGAGCAACUGAAGACUAAAAGACACUAUCCUGCGUUGAAGACGAUGGAGCACAUGGAGCACACGUUCUUGCCUCGGGUAAAUCCCUAUCGUUUCUGCACAGUAAUGGUGGAGGAUAUUCCCAAAUUACGAGAGGAGAUAAAAGAAGUUUCCAUGUCUGACCUGAAGGAUUUCUUGGAGAGCAUCAGAAAACAUUCGGACAAAAUCGGAGAGACUGCCAUGAAACAGGCCCAUCAGCAGAGGAACCUGGAUAAUAUUGUCUCUCAGCAGCAUAAGGUCGGAACCGGGAAGAAAAUGAAGAAAGAUGGUGGAACUGGUUUUGACGCUGAGAUGGAAAAUACCAGCCCAAUGUCUGAACAGGAUUCUGGAAUCUUAGAUGUUGAAGAUGAGGAGGACGAAGAAGAGGUACUAAGUGCCCAAGAUCUGGUCGACUUUUCCCCCGUCUACAGAUGUCUGCAUAUAUAUACUGCACUGGGUGCCCAAGAUACAUUUGAGAACUACUACAGGAAACAAAGAAAGAAACAGGCCCGCUUAGUCCUGCAGCCUCCUUCCAACAUGCAUGAAACGUUAGACGGCUACAGGAGGUAUUUUAAUCAAAUUGUAGGAUUUUUUGUAGUUGAAGAUCACAUAUUACACACCACCCAGGGCCUGGUGAACAGAGUGUACAUUGAUCAACUGUGGGAUUUGGCGGUGUCCAAAACCAUGUCAGCACUCAGGACUCAUUCAUCAUACUGCUCCGACCCAAACUUGGUCCUGGAUUUGAAGAACCUUCUAGUACUCUUUGCGGACACUCUGCAGGGUUAUGGAUUUCCAGUAAAUCAGUACUUCGACAUGCUGCUCGAGAUCAGAGAUCAGUACAGUGAAAUUUUGCUGAAGAAAUGGUCGGGGGUCUUCAGAUAUAUUUUAGAGUUGGAUAACUACAGUGCUAUUCCUGUCAUGAAUGAAGAGGAGUACAAGAGAGUGAUGGGUCAAUUUCCAUUCCAUGAUUCAGAGCUGGAAAAUCAACCAUUCCCCAAAAAGUUCCCAUUCUCUGAGUUUGUGCCCAAAGUCUACUCCCAGAUUAAAGAGUUUAUCUACGCCUGCCUCAAGUUUUCAGAGGACCUACAUCUGAGCUCAACUGAAAUAGACGACAUGAUCCGGAAAUCCACCAAUCUCCUUCUGACCAGGACACUGAGCAACUGUUUACAAAAUGUCAUCAAGAAGCAGCAUGUCGGACUCACUGAGCUGGUACAGAUUAUCAUCAACACCACACAUCUAGAACGAUCUUGCAAAUUUCUGGAAGAGUUCAUCACAAACAUUACCAAUGUACCUCCAGAGACCAUUCAUGCCACCAAGUUAUAUGGUACAGCCACUUUCAAGGAUUGUCGACAUGCUGCGGAGGGGGAGAUCUAUACCAAACUAAAUCAGAAGAUCGACCAAUUCCUGCAACUGGCCGACUAUGACUGGAUGAGAGCAGAGCCCAAUGGUCAUGCCAGUGAUUACUUAGUUGACCUCAUUGCAUUCCUGCGCAGUACAUUUGCUGUGUUCACGCACUUACCAGGCAAAGUAGCUCAGACAGCCUGCAUGUCUGCCUGCAAACACCUCUCUACAUCUCUGCUACAGUUACUGCUGGACACUGAAGUCAAGCAGAUCACCAUGGGAGCCUUAAAACAGUUCAACAUGGACAUUGAAGAGUGUGAGCACUUUGCCAGAUCCGGACCGGUGCCUGGGUUCCAAGGGGACACGCUGCAGUUGGCCUUCAUCGACUUGAGACAACUGCUGGAUCUCUUCAUCCAGUGGGAUUGGUCAACAUACCUAGCUGAUUAUGGGCAACCCAACUGCAAGUACCUUAGGGUGAAUCCAAUGACAGCGCUUGCCCUGCUGGACAAAAUGAAAGACACCAGCAGGAAGAACAAUGUCUUUGCACAGUUCCGUAAGAACGAACGUGACAAGCAGAAGCUAAUCGAUACGGUGGCAAAACAGCUCAGGAGUCUGAUCAACAGCAUGUCCCACCAACAUUGAAUCUGCUCCCAUCCUUCACUCCUUCCCUUCCUUCUCCCUCCAUCCCUCUUAGUUGCACAUAAUGCUGGAUUUUGGACAAUGUGCCAUGACGACCAUGGAAACCGAGACCAGUUCGCCCCCUUUAAGGGGUGACAAGUGUUUUUUUUUAUUAUUGUUGUUGCUUUUGUUUGUUUACAAACGUGCUGUGGAAUGUUGCAAACUGCCUCGCUCGGUAUCAUGAGGCUGUUGGUGGUAGUGAAGUCCAGCACCACUGCUUGGUAUCUUUCCUGCAGACGUGUGUGGCUUUGCCUAUCACUUCAUGGACAUGAUGCUCCUUUUGCAAAACAAAAAGCUGUCUCUUAUUAGGUCAGAGGGUUUUUUUUUAUGGAUCAGAGAAUUUUGUGCCAAGUGAAAAUCUGGUGUGACCAGAUCCAAUGCGAGACUUUAUGACCUAUAGAAAAUUGGAGGGUUCCCAGAAAUUUUGGAGUCUUGAUCCUCCACGUGGACUGCACGAUGGAAUCCUUUCAUCAAAUCCUCUUCCUUUCUCUCCAGUCCACCACGAUUCCAGGCUAACCUGCAUCGAGUGAGGCUACACAUGUAAGCCUUUAUCAUUGCCAUUUGCCAUCCAAUUCAUUCACUGGUUAACAGAUACAACUUGGAACAACAGUCUUUCCAUCCAGAUACCUUGCACUGAUUGCUGAGCACUUGUCACAACCUCACAUUCAGGAGCCAGUGCACUUGGAAAGGAGGCCUUGUUAUUGUCAAAAAAAUAAUUAGCCCACUUUCUUUUGCUCACACUGCCUACUUUUCUAGUUUAAAACUGCAAGUGCUGGCGAUAUUUUUAAAGGGAAUGGCGAGGCCAGCAGAGCAAUAUUACCAGAGACACAGUUAAGUGACAGAGAGUGCAGGUGAGAGGGAUUGCUUGGCGGUUGGUUAGCUCAGUUGGUUGUCAGGCUGGCUAGUUUACAGUGCAGAGUGAUGCCAACAGCGCAGAUUCAAUUCCUACGCCAGCUAAGGUUACCACAGUGGGUGCACCUUUUCAAACUCUCCCCUCACCUCAGGCUUCAGUUAAAUUCACCACCAGUCAUCCUCUCAAAUGAGAGAGAAGUCUUUUGGGGCUUUGGCACCUUUACUAAGUUUUACUGAGUGACUGUGAGGGAGCUGGAUUAACAACAGUAGAUACAUUCGCAGUAUUGUACAGAACGGAAACAGACCCUUCGAUUCAACUUGUCCACGCUGAACAGAUGACCGAAAUUAAUCUAGGCCCAUUUGCCAGCGUUUGGCCCAUUUCCUUCUAAAUGCUUCCCAUUCAUAUACCCAUCCAGAUGCCUUUUAAAUGUUGUAAUUGUACCAGCCUCCACCAUGUCCUCUGGCAGCUCAUUCCACACUCACACUACCCUCUGCAUGAAAAGGUUGCCUCUUAUGCCCCUUUUAUAUCUUGCCCCUCUCGCUUUAAACCUAUGCCCCCUAGGUUUGAGCUCCCUCAACCGAGUGAAAAGACCUUGAUUAUUCACCCUAUCAAGCACACUUGUAUAGAGAAUCAGAAAGCUCCUCAGUAUUUGUCCAGUCAGGUCUACUGUUUCCAUUAUCCAUGUCCAUCAUGAUUUAAUAAGGUCACUCCUCAGCCUCCGAUGCUCCAGGGAACAUAUCCCCAACCUAUUCAGCCUCUCCCUAUAGCUCAAACCCUCCAACCCUGGCAACAUCCUUGUAAAUCUUUUCUGAACCCUUUGAAGUUUCAUAAUAUCUUUUCUACAGCAGGGAUACCAGAAGUAAAUGCAGUAUUCCAAAAAAUGGCCUAACCAAUGUACAGCUACAGCAUGACCUCCCAACUCCUAUACUCUAUGCACUGACCAACAAAGGUAAACAUACCAAAUGUAUUCUUCACUACGCUGUCUAUCUGCCACAACACUUCAAGGAACUAUGAAUGAUCACCCCACUUGGCUAACACUCCCCAGGACCUUACCAUGAGUCGUGCCCUGAUUUGACUUACUAAAAUGCGGAACCUCAUAUUUACCUGAACCAGCUAUAUAAGUCAAUGGCACAGGGGACUGGAUAAGGAAACUCAUCACAUCUCAGUAUCCAUCAUGCACAAACAGAUCUAUGCAUGUAGAGACCAGAUCUAGCUGGGUUCAGAUGAAGUUUAUUCGGUCUGAUGUCUCAAAAACCUUGUGUUUUCCCUGUCACAAAAACAAGCACACUUGUAUAGAGAAUCAGAAAGCUCCUCAGUAUUUGUCCAGUCAGGUCUACAGUUUCCAUUAUCUUAUUGCCAUCUCUUUAAACAGAGCCAAAUGGAAGAAUGCCCCCCUGGAAUGGACAGACCAGCUGCCAACAGCUCAGUACCAAGCUCAGCUCUGUGGCCUCAUUGACAUUUAUGCCGAGCAACCUGACUUAGACAUCUUCACCAGUUUGUCCCUCCAAGUGGAUAAAUUAGGAACUUGCUGAUGAAUGUUAAAGUGGGAAGAGUUGCACAGGAGGGAGUUGUCUUAACAUCAGUACACUCACUCUACUUGAACUAAAUCUCAUUGCAGGAUCUGUCUUUCAUUAGGAUGAGAGAUUUUCACAGUCUUUCAGUGAACAUUGUAAUUGUUCAACUUUAACAGUAGCAGAUGGAAUGCCUUCUUUUGCAAUCACCGACUGUUGAUGUUUAAGGCGCAGUCAGGUGUACAGGCCCAGCAUGGGUUGAGAUGCAAAAGUCUUUUGCAUAUUUCAGCUGUAAAAUGAAGAGAGUACCCACUACUGCUGUAGUGUGAUAGUUUUCCUUCUGCCAACCCAGCCAAGCACCGUAACCUACAAGGAUUUGGAGGGCCAGUGUAGAGGACCUAUUAGAGGAGCUCACAGUUACUUCAAGAAAAGAAGAGCAAUGGCUCCCGAUAGCUAGGUUUGGUGUUUGAGGUUGAAAGGACAACUUACAUAUAUUGGAUCAUUCCUGAAACACUCCUAAUGUUCAAACAAGAAUGUGAAACAUUGUACAGCAGAGUAGCACUUUUACUCCAAGGAUAUCUACUUUCCAGGGGUAACAGAUGUUGUGUUUGUCCUCACCACUUCCAACCCCACCUCUCUGCCUCACCAGCGGAUCUUGCCCAGAGCUCCAGUUGAGUUGCACUCUCUUUGACCUCCUCACCAUCAGUUUAGUUGGGAAGAGUUCAACUAGCUUCCUGACUCAUUGCAUCCUAUGACCCCCUUUGCUUCUGCCUGUGAACUGUGCACGGUUGAGAUUUAGAUGCGAUGCCCCCACCUCUCGAUAUUCUGUUUGUGGCCUCGCGGUGUGGACAACCUGGGGUUAAGGUCAUCUUGCUUCACAGAACUGGACCCCAAACAAGUAUCAACACCUUCAGGAGAGAUGAGAUGAUGACUGAGACAUGUACUCCCUGGUCCUAGGACAGUUUUGUUUUACUAUCAGUAAUAAUGUUACUGACUCUGAAGGGAUUCUCAUUCCUGUUUUUUAGUGUUUCCUUCAUCAGGGUUACCAGCCUGGUCGAAUGAUGGUUAAUCUGAAACUUCUUAAAGAACCACGAUGACCUCUUUCUUCCCACUGUGAGCAGCAUCAGAUACUCAUUUAUACUAACAAGAUAAACAGGAAAAACUACUGUAAUCUAUAAAUGUUAAAAAUUGGAGGGUUUAGUGGAACAGAAAGCCAUGGAUUUGCAUAGUCAACAUCUGUUAGAGGCAAGGUUAAUGACUGACCAGGUGGAAUCUGAUUAAGGCCUGAUUAGAACAAUAACUUACCCUUAUAUAACAUCUUUCAUGUAGCACAGCUUUACCAUGAAGCUUCACUGGGACAUUUACAUAAAAGUUGGCACUGAACCACGUAGGGUGAUAUUAAAGCAGAUCAGUAAAAGACUGAUCAUUGAGACAUUUUAAGUAGUGUCUUUAAGAAGGGAAGAGAGGUGGGAAAGGUUUAAGGAGGAUUUUGGAACGUGUAACCUUGAAGCACGGCACUCGGUUAACUUCAAGGAGCUCAGGCCAAAAUUGGAAGGAGUGCACAUGUGUGAGAGAUGGUUGUAGGAGAUGAUAGACAUGGGAAAAUCUGUUAUUCUCGGAAUUGAAAACACUCUGUGUGCCGUUUAAUCAAGAAAUGUGCGUCAGCGAGCACAAUAUGAUGUCUGAACAGUACUCAUCGUAAGUUAGAACACCGACACCGAGUUUUGGAUGGUCUCAGGAUAGAAUAUGGAAGGCCAGCCAUAUUGCAUUGGAAAUGUCAACAUCAGCAAUGAUCAAGCGUGGGUGGACUUUUUGGAGAAGAUCAUCUGAAGUAACGAUGAAGCUGAAUACAGUGGGCUGAAUGGCCACCCUAUGUGUUGCAUAGGUGGAAAUAGGUAAUUUUACUGAUGGCAUGGAGGUGUGGAGCCUCAUCUUGUCAACAGUGAUACAAAGUUUGCAAAUGAUCUGAUUCGGGUUGAAAAGAUGAGGGAAAGAAAUGUGAGUCUGUAGCUAGAAAAUGGAAUUUAAGCUGACACAAGAGACAACAGAGUCAGUCUUCCCAAUAAAUGGAGGAAAUUUCUGAUUAUCCACUGCUGGAUGUUGUACACACAGUUUAGACAUGGUUGAGAGACCAUGGGUGAAGUAGAGCUGAGUAAUCUAUAUUUGUGUUUUCAACUGAUGUCACCAAAUGGCAGCAGGAGCCCAGGAUCUAUUCCUGGUAUCACUAGAAUAAUGGUGUGGAAGGAGAAAGAGAAGCCACCACAGGGGUAUAUCUAUGGAGUACGACUGGACAAUUAAGAACGGAACUAAGUGAAUGGGAACCAUAGUGAGGAGAUAUUGAAAGACAAGGUGUGAUUAACUAUGUUAAAAGCCCAAAUGGUUGAGAAGAACAGUGUGGGAUAGUUAAGAUCAAAAACAGAAAUUGCCGGAGAAACUCAGCAGGUCUGGCAGCUUCUGUGGAGAGAAAGCAGGGUCAACGUUUCAGUUGCAGUGACCCUUCUUCAGAAAGACAAGACAAGAACCCCGUUCAGAAGAAUGAUCUCUGGACCCGAGACAUUGGCUCUACUUUCUUUCCACAGAUAUCACCAGAUCUGCUGAGUGUCUCCACCUAUUUCUGUUUUGGUUUCAGAAUUCCAGCAUCAACGGGUCUUUGUCUUUUUGUGGGAUGGUUUAGUUUUGUCACAGUUAGGUAUUAAUUUGUUCUUUCUGAUAAGAGCAAUUUCAGUACUGUAGCGGGGGUGGAAACCUGAUCAGACUGGUUCACAGGAAUCAUUCAAGGAAAGCUGGGUGUAAAUUUUGGGGCAAUAGUAUUCUGAAGGGCUUUGGAGAGAAUAUUGAGCUGGCCUGGUAAUUUGCAAGUAUAGGUGAGUCGUGGACAUUUUGGAGAAAAUGAAUGUUGACAGCAGAUUUUAAGGAGGGGUUUAACAUCUGAGGGAAGACUGUUAAAACUGUGAACAGCAUUGGAAAGAAUGGAGAAUGUAAAUUAAAUCUCACAAGUCUAUUUGCCUUUUCACUUUUCAAUCAAGUUGUUCAUCAUAAUCACUCCAAAUCACUAAUCACCAUAUCCCUCAACUCCAUCCCACUAUUUAUCUGAAUCUGCUGUUCACUAUCUUUGCUGAAAAAUGUGU